Molecule: messenger RNA, 753 nt
Organism: Suillus bovinus
Lineage: Eukaryota; Fungi; Basidiomycota; Agaricomycetes; Boletales; Suillaceae
Exons: 7
Coding region: 1-753 (250 amino acids)
Source: RefSeq, a predicted model, not a curated record
AUGAACUCUCCUGCUACAGUUAGAUUCAAUGACCCUCCAGUCACCGAAUAUAACUCAAUGGAUGUGGAUGAAUCAACCGUGUCCCGGAUGUCAACAGAUCAAUUAAAUCUUGGGCCAGCUAAUGACCCAGAAUCAUGUUCUGUGUCAUCCAAUGGUCCAGAGGUCUUUUCUUCAAUUUCUGAUCAUUCACCUCCGGCUCAAUGUGAUCAACCAGGCCUCCCUGUUCACCUGGACCUAUACCUUGGGCCUGAGGAUGACCUGAUGGCUGGGAUGCAUGAUCAAUCACUUCUGGCCCAACCUGAUAUGCCGGGUCUAGCCAUCCACCUGGAUCUCUACCUCAGGCCUGAUGAAGAUAUUAUGACUGAGAUCCCGGACCUGUACCUCGGGCCUGAUGAAGAUUUUAUGCCAGAAUUCCCUGAUAAAUCUCUUCCUGCCCAACCUGAUCAACUGGGUUUCCCCAUUCACCCAGACAUGUACUUAGGGCCUGAAGAUGAUCUGAUCGACUGUGAGGUGAAGCAGGAGUGUGCUGAUUCAGAUAGUGAGGUCUCAGGUGCACCGGUAGUAUCCAGGGCAUUUCAAUCCAUUCAAGAUCGGGUCAGGAUUACAAACAGCGACACGGACAUAUUCCCGACCCAUCCAUCCAACAACUACUCGAGGCUGAGAGACCAUUCCGAACUGCCUGGGCAGAAACAUCUGACAAACUCAGAAGAGCUGAUGAAGACCUCCAGAGGCUGCAAAGAGCUGAACAUUUGA